AUGGGAAUGGGCACGGUGUUGGUGAACUGUGGUGGGGUCAUCCAGCUGGACUCUGGUCAAGUCCUGGCCACCACGAAGGUGUGCCUGUUCCGCUGCACCCUGCUGUCGUCCCUCCUCUUCCUCCUGGUCUGCAGCAUCCAUGAGACAGAGCAGAACAGCUACUGCCAGCAGAUCAUCACGGAGAAGCACCUGGCCGAGCUGGAGGAGCUGGCUGACACCCAGAUGCAGCACCCGGGCCAGGUCUCCUUCAAGUUCAUUAAUAAGAUGCAGUUGAAUGACUCGGUUUGCUACGUGAAAGCUGCUUUUCCUUUGCUGGGCAAGAUUCUGGAGCGGACAGAGUUCAAGGAGAACUCGUCCAACGCCAAGAAGAUGCAGAUGGUGCGCAGGAUGUACAGCCGCAUUGACGAGAACGUUGACCCCUGCAUCAGGGAGGAAGAUGACGAGGAAAGAAAGCUCUCGCAGAUGUGCUUCGAGGAGUUCACCACUUCCCCUUAUGAGAUGCUGGUGCUGGUGAAGCAGUUCUUCCAGGACAUCAACCAGCUGCUGCAGAAACAGGAGACCUUCGAGAAGGACUGCAGCCAGGUCUACCGCAGGACCUGCUUGGGACCCGAGGAGGCCAGAUCCUCACCAGGUGUGGGGACAGAUCCUGACUGCAAUUGCCUGUCCCCUGCCCUCCCUUCUGCCACCCAGCCCUCCCUCUCUGCUGCCACCCAUACCGUCAGGGAAGUGGCACCCGCUAGCACCCAGAUCCCUUAUGGCCGCCUCCAUGCCACCCUCACUGACUUAGACGCCCCGUCUCAGCCCCCCAGUAGCACGGACAGUGGCUCGGGGACUGAGGAGGUCUUGGGUGCCAGCGUAGGUGACACGGUGUUG
Balearica regulorum gibbericeps (East African grey crowned-crane) is the source of this 873-nucleotide messenger RNA. Lineage: Eukaryota; Metazoa; Chordata; Aves; Gruiformes; Gruidae. The record is from RefSeq and is a predicted model, not a curated record.